CACGAGAGGGCGUUAGUCGCUAAACAAGAUGGCGGUGGCUUUAGCUAAUAGAUUAAGUUCGCUGACAUUUAAUCCUCAUGAAUAUGUCAAAGAGCUUAACGAAGUAUGUGAAGAAGUGGAAGAUCUUUUAAGUGCUCGACAGAGAAUUGUGAACGUAGCCGAAGAGACAAAUGGACAGCUUAAGAAAAAUGUUUAUAAAAAUUACACACAGUUUAUUGAAACAGCCAAAGAAAUUUCGUAUUUGGAAAGUGAAAUGUAUCAGUUGAGUCACAUGCUAACAGAGCAUCAGUCGGUCUUAAAUUCAUUACGAGAAAUAUCGAUUACUGGAGAUAAAGUUUCGGAUGCCACCGAAAGAAAUUCUGAAAUCAAGGAAGAAGACGGAAGAAAAAAUCUAUCAACUCUCUUAGAAAAGAUUGAAGGCUGUGUGAGUAUUUUGGAAGUUCAAGAUCGUUACUUGAUUCACAGUGGCGAUAUAAUGGAAUUAAACACUUCGGAUUAUACGCCGAUACAGCGAAUACACGCCAUUCUUUUAAAUGAUGUUUUAGUCCUAGCAAGCUGGCUUCCCAUGAGGAGAGGGCCGGUACAAUACAAAUUUCAUGCCAUGUACGAAUUGGAUAAUUUGGCCGUCGUAAACGUCAAAGAAGAUCCUAAUUUAAAGAAUGCUUUCAAGGUCUUAAUGUUUCCCGACACUAGAUUAUUUCAGUGCGAUACCGCUCAGAUGAAGAAGGAAUGGUUGGCUCUGAUCGAACAAACUAAAAAGAAGAAAUCUUCGUCUGCAAAUUUAAAACUGGAUAAUAUUAGAUCGAAUAGUUUGAAUCCUUUCGACGAUCAGGAAGAUUUAGAAGAAACGGAUCCAGAACUUCCAGAGUGGUUGCUGGAAUUACCGGAAGACUUAGACGUAUGCAUUGCGCAACGGGAUUUUGAGGAAGCAGUUAAAUUAGUGAAGAAAGCGUACGGCCAUUUUGCGGCAUUUCCAAAAAAUGUUUCUCUGAAAGAAAUGAGAAUACGAAUUGAUCAAAGAAAAAAGAAUUUAGUAGACAUUCUCAUGAAGGAGCUACACGUAUCGCCAGACUGUUCCUUUCAAGCUGGUCCCAGAACGGCCAGAAGAGCAGUUUCGUUAUUAAUAAGCUUAGGAAAAUCAUCUCAAGCAUGUGACUUAUUUCUAAAGCACUGCACUGCAAUUUUGAAACAUUCCAUGAAACAGCAGAAAAUGGAUGGUGCUACGGCCCCUUACAUCAGACGUCUCUGUGUUAUUUUUUUCAACAACAUAAUAGAAGCCGGUAAAGAAUUUAGUGGGGCAUUUAGUAACAAGAAUAGUUGUGCAUCAGCAUUUGUUAUCUGGUCUGUAAUCCAGUUGCAGCAAUUUGUGCAGACGUUCACCCGCCACGUCUUCACUCCUCAAGUUGCGCUGUCAGCAGUUUCGGCCGAAUGCAUCUCUCUGAUAAGAAGUCACUGUGAACAAUUAACAGAUAUCGGUCUGGAUCUGUCAUCUCUACUAGAUAAUUUACUGCAAUCCGACAUCGAACGAAUAAUCAAAGAGAGCAAAGAUAAAUUGUUAGAAGCGAUAAAUGUCCGUGCAGUGGAAGACAAGUGGCGCAAGCAAAACCAUCAAAAUAAAGCCGGAGUUAUGAAAUUCGUCGACGACAUGGCAGAUCUCGGAAUAACCAACGUCCAUAAUUACGUGGAAAACGAAUGUUUCGUGACGUUGACCACCAACACCACGGCAUUCAGCAAAGCUUACUUAAACUUCGUCGACAAUUUAUUAAAAAUAUACGCUCCCUCUGUCUGCAACUUAAUUUCCGAAGCACUGUAUGUCACCUUCAGAGCCCAGCUGCAGCAUAUAGAAAAUUCCAUACGUGACUCGAGAUAUUCAAAUGACAUCAUUCAAGUGAACAUGGAAUUCCUGUUGUCUACCUUACUGAAUUUUGCCAAAGCUCAGUAUAAGGAGAAGUUGAACAAGGAUUGUUCCAGUCUGGCAAAAUUGCAACACGAGCUGCCUCGCUUGUUAAAUCUCAUCAACAGCACGAACGGUAAACACGUUGUGAAGCAAUCGAGGCACGCGUACGUGUGAUUGUCUUUUUCAAAUUAAAUUCCACGUUUAUA
Messenger RNA from Centruroides sculpturatus (bark scorpion), 2103 nucleotides. It is a transcript of the gene Exo84, whose product is annotated as exocyst complex component 8-like. Gene Ontology annotation, biological process: exocytosis; Golgi to plasma membrane transport; intracellular protein localization. Gene Ontology annotation, cellular component: exocyst. Lineage: Eukaryota; Metazoa; Arthropoda; Arachnida; Scorpiones; Buthidae. The transcript has 16 exons. The record is from RefSeq and is a predicted model, not a curated record. Bases 29 to 2071 code for a protein of 680 amino acids.